GGGAAGAAACAUGCCAUCCUUCCCAAAGGUUAAGCCAUUGCUCAGCUGCUGAGCCUGGAAAGGACAUUGUGUGGGAAGAUACAUGUGGAAAUGAGCUGAUCUUUGCCUUAGAUGAUGAGGAAGCUCCAGCUCCAAACUCAGCUAACAGUUUUUUCUUUGAGGAAGAUGACUGCAAAGAGCCUACCUUAUGUGGAUCAUCCUCUCCUCUGUUUCUUCUUGAAUCAGAUUUCUCACCUGCACUCCCCAUUUCUCAAUUCCUGUCUCCAACUCACUCAGCAUCUCAGAGAUCAACUGGCUUGGAAAACUCACACAGUCCCAAACCCUUAAUCAAUUUGGUGAAAUCCUUCUCAACUGAAAUUGAGCCCCAGGAAGGCCCAUCUCUCAAACACCAGCCUUUGUUGAGCUUGGUCAAAUCCAUUUCCACUGAAAUUUCUCGCUUGGAGCCCGAGGUGACACUGUCCAAAUCAGACUCUAAGCUCAAUGUUCAUCUCUGGCGACAAAUCACCCAGGCCAGGAACAAAAAUGGUGAUUCCAGGACUGCUCCAUCAUCUCCCAACCAUUCUCCUUCAGAGAACAAGGGCAACUUCUUCAAGGCUCAGGAAGCCAAGUUUGAGGAUACCAAAAGGAGGUUUUCAGAAGCCAUGCAGGAGCCACUCAACAGGCUCAGCAAAAUAAUUGGGGAUGAGAAUAAUGUGUCCCCCAAGCUCCUCUUACCCCUCUCAGGGCACCAGCAAGGUUCUGAUUUCCUUUCUCAUCAUUUCAAGAGGUCUCCCAUCUUGGAGAGCAAUUUGGAACACCCCCUCCAUGAGACAGAUUGGACUGAGACCAUUUCAUCAGGGAGAGGGGAAAUGGAAGAUCGGGACUCCUCUCCACAUUGCCCCUAUGGGGAGGUCUUCCAGGAGGUUGAGACGGCUGAGAAAAACAGCAAGGCCACGGGCGAAAUGCAGACUCUCUCACCGCUUGGGGCAGUCCAGCCCCCCAAGUGCUGCAGCCCAGUGCCAUGCAAAAUUCUCACCUGGAUUGCCAUCUUGGCCUACAAUUACCUGGUCCUCCCAUUGCCUCCCUAUAUCUCCGGCCUCUGCCUUGGCUUGGCCUGUGGAUUCCUUCUUGGUCUCCUGGUUAUUUUGCUGCUGGUGCCAAAGCGUGCCCUGUCCCCACAGGAAAGGCCCCCUCCUCAGGGCAUUCUGUCCUUGCAAGUGAUACCUCAGCAGCCAUGGGACCUCCAUGUGCUCAAGGGUUGGAUGAACGAAAUGCAUUUUUAUGACCCUGAGAUUUAUCAUCCUUCUCUGACCCAUUCCGUAUUUGUGACCUUAGAAAAUUCCAACCUGACGUUAUCUUAUCCCCAAAGCAGCAUCCCUCGGCGAGCCAUCUUUGGGGAAGAGAACUUUGAGUUGGCUUUUGUGACCCACCGAUGUUAUGAUACGAGUGGAGCCAAGGUCUUCCUCUUCCCACCUGGGCUGGCUCGCAAAAGGAUGUGGAACAAAAAAUAUCCCAUAUGCAUUCUUUUCCCAGAAGACGUGGAUCUGAAGACCAAAGCUCUAGCAACAAAAGACCAGGAUGUGGACUCUCCAGGAGAGGAGAACCCAAAGAAGAAAGAAGUAUCAGGGCACUGCCCAGCUGAGGCCCAAGAAAGGACACUUUAUCUCUUUGGUAGAACGGGUAGAGAUAAGGAAGAGUGGUAUCAAUAUCUCACAAGGGCCUGCCAAGCUGAAUACCAUGAGCUACACCACACCAGCCAAGGUAUAAUCCAGCCCAUUCCUGCAGGAAAGGAGACCCAUAAUCACAGCAGCAGCAGCAGCACAGAAGAUCUGCUCCCUGCUCCUAAGACCAAGGAGCUGAGCAUCAACGACCAAGAAAAACUAUUAUUGGAUUACAAUGUGUACAUGUCCCAAAUAAUUCCAGCAGUUACUGACUCCGACCCAAAGUCCUGCCCCAAUAGAGCAGACAGCCCUGGUUCCAAAAAGUUCCCUGGGGAUGAAAAUCUGACCUCCAACCCCCCUAUAGUUUGGGUCAACGCAAUGCUUGGCCGAAUGUUUUGGGACUUCCUAAGGGAAAAAUAUUGGGCAGAUCAAGUUUCAGAUAAAAUUCAGAAGAAACUAGGCAGAAUCAAGUUGCCAUAUUUCAUGAAUGAGCUCACUCUGACUGAUCUGGAGAUGGGGACCUCCAUCCCACACAUACUUGGCACUUCUAGCCCCACAGUGGAUAACCGAGGCCUUUGGGUGGAUAUGGAAGUGACCUAUCAAGGAACCCUGAAGAUGACCCUGGAGACCAAGAUGAACUUGUAUAAACUAGGCAAAGAAGACCUGGAGGAGGAAAACAGAAAAGCAGAUAAGGACAGAAAAGGCAUGAAACCCCGUGUAGACCUGUUGGCUGAGAGUGAUGCGGAGUCCUCCAGUGCCGGUUCUUCUGAGGAGGAAGACAUGCCCAUUGUGGAGCUCUCGGGGAUCCCCGGAGAAAGGAAAAUCCCUCCUGGAGUUGAAGGUUACAUCAGUGGUGGCAGCACCAGUCGGAAGAUUUUGCGUUUUGUGGACAAGAUUGCCAAGUCCAAAUAUUUCCAGAAGGCCACUGAAAAUGAAUACAUUAAGAAGAAGAUGGAAGAGGUUUCCAAUACUCCACUGCUUUUGACUGUGGAGGUCCAAGAUCUGACAGGCACAUUGGCUGUGAACAUCCCUCCACCUCCAACAGAUCGAAUCUGGUACAGCUUCCGGAUCCCUCCGCAGUUGGAUAUGAAGGUACGGCCACAGCUAGGAGAACGGGAGGUGACCUUCCCCCACAUCACUGAGUGGAUUGAGAAGAAGCUCCAGCAUGAAUUCCAGAAAAUUUUAGUGAUGCCAAAUAUGGAUGAUAUCAUCUUACCUCUGAUGCAUUCUGUUUUGGAAUCCCAGCCUCUCAUAGAAGGACCACAGGAAGAACUUCUAGCUGAGGAUGUCAAAAACAUGUGAGGUGCUGUCCUCUGGUGGUUGACCUGCUCUAGUCUCUUGAGGGAGCUAACCAGAUACCUGGUCAUAAGGGAACCUGUGCUUGAGAAUAAAGGUUCUCCUCCACGUCUCCUUGCUGGCCUCUCUUCUCUCUGGAACUGUUUUCAGAUGAAGGAGAUUUGUCUGGAUAUGGCUUGUUGAAGAAGAAGAUGCACCAGGUAGGUGACAAGCACAAAAUGUGUGGCCGAGAAAGAAAAGGCAGCAGAGAUGACAAGACCCCUGGCUACUUGGAAUUCUCUCCACGUUGCAUCUCUGCAAAUAACUUUAGUUUUAAGUAUCUAUUAAAUGGCAGAACCAUCAAUAACAUUGAACAGGAUCUUUGUGAAGGAAGAAAUAAGAGUGAAUGACCCCUUUAGCUAGUGCAAAAGGGAUUUUGGCGGUGGGGGGUGAGGGAGAUAGAAGCCAAUUGGAGUUGGGGACUCCAAGACUCAAAACUGCUCAGCAAUUUCCAUUUCAGACUUAAAGAAGGAAAGAUGCUUGACUAACAGUUUUGGAAAAAAAGGAACAAGUGAUGUUUCCUACCACACAAUCUGGACUAUUCACAGCCUCUCCAUUUCUUGGCUAUUGACAACCUGAAAGCUGGGUACUGAAGCUUUGGUUCUGAACUUACUCUGACCCCAGUAUAGGCUGAAGACUAAGAAUACGGGGCAGGGGAACCACCAACAUUCCUCAGUCUUGAUCCAAAGGUCUCAAAAGAAACAUGACCUAGUCUGAGUUUUAAAAUGUGCUUCAGUUCAGAAACUCUUGGGACCAGGAAGAAGGUGAACACUGACAGGGAACCUCUUAUCUGAGCAUUAACUCAAAGAACCAACUGCUGCUGCCAGGCGACCAGAGACCUUUUCUACCUGAGUGCAUGGAUUCUUAUCCCCAUCCUCCCGGGGGCCCUCCCGGAUUGCCUUCCAAUCUACACCCACAGCCAACUGCAGGAGACUUGAAGCUGAUCAGGAGAGGCCCAGGGCCACGGAGCAGCUCCGCCAGGCCU
Molecule: messenger RNA, 3960 nt
Organism: Thamnophis sirtalis
Lineage: Eukaryota; Metazoa; Chordata; Lepidosauria; Squamata; Natricidae
Product: testis-expressed protein 2
Cellular component (GO): endoplasmic reticulum
Molecular function (GO): lipid binding
Source: RefSeq, a predicted model, not a curated record